Penaeus monodon (black tiger shrimp) is the source of this 344-nucleotide messenger RNA. RefSeq lists its product as uncharacterized. Lineage: Eukaryota; Metazoa; Arthropoda; Malacostraca; Decapoda; Penaeidae. Gene Ontology annotation, cellular component: extracellular matrix. The record is from RefSeq and is a predicted model, not a curated record.
AUUAUUUUCCUAGCGGCGAUGUGGGCCUGAUUGCGGCGGCGCCUCAGUAAAACCUACAACCCCCUCAAGCCCCCUCUUCUCUCUACGAGACGCCCCUGGAUGCCGAACCUCAGAACCUUGUCCCUGCAGUUGCCCAGCCCCCAAUGCAAGGAAUGCCGUACGACUUCACGUGGGGCGUCGAGGACGGCGACAGCGGCAACGCCUUCAGCCACGUGGAGAACAGCGACGGUCGGGACAAACUCAGGGCGAGUACCGCGUCCUUUCUUCCCGACGGACGAACUCAGGUGGUUAAAUUCUACGACAACGGCGACGGCUUCAACGCUGAGGUCACCUACGAGAAGUAA